ACAUGAAGAAACGGUUUGCGAGUCUUUUUCUUAUCCUGGCUGGAUUAGCAGUUUCAGGAAUACACUCGGCAGCUCUUGAUGGAGUGAUUGAUUUCUACAAGCUGUACGAUAAUCCAGAGGCUCAUGUGAGUCUCAAGGGUAAAUUGACAACAGCUGAUCGCAUUGCCUCGCAUGGAUAUCCUUCGGAGCAUCAUUAUAUUCCUACCAAGGAUGGCUAUGUAUUGGGCGUAUUCCGGAUCCCAUAUUCCCAUAAAUUGCAGAACCAAAACCAAAAACGACCUAUUGCAUUUCUGCAACAUGGACUAUCUAGCUGCUCCGAUGCCUGGAUAUUGCAAGGACCUGAUGAUAGUCUUCCGUACUUGCUGGCCGAUGCUGGCUAUGAUGUCUGGAUGGGAAAUGCGCGAGGCACAGCCUACUCUAGAAAUCACUCGACUCUGUCGACCGAAAACCCCCGAUUCUGGCAAUUCAGUUGGCAUGAGAUCGCCAUUUACGAUAUUACCGCCAUUAUUGAUUAUGCUCUUAGAACGGAAAACGGCAAGGAUCAGGAUGCUCUUCAUUAUGUUGGUCAUUCGCAGGGCACUACCGUUUAUUUUGCUUUGAUGUCCUCGCUUUUUGAAUACAACUACAAAAUUAAAACGGCUCACAUGUUUGCCCCGGUGGCUAUAAUGAAAAACAUGGCAAAUCCUUUAGUGCGAGCCUUGGGCCCAUAUUUGGGCCACCAAGGUGUUUAUGCCACUCUCUUUGGGGCUCAAGAGUUCCUGCCUCAUAACGAUUUCGUCAUGUCCUUGUUUUUUAAUAUUUGCCAACCUGAUUUCUUGCUGCGCCCGGUUUGCGAAAACACCGUGGAAACUCUCUAUUCAGCAGGUCGUGUUAAUAUGACUGCAAUGCCAGAUGGCAUGGCUACCCAUCCGGCAGGUUGUUCCACCGAUCAGAUGCUUCACUAUUUGCAGGAGCAGCAAUCUGGAUAUUUCCGGCAGUUUGACUAUGGAUCUAAGAAGAAUCUUCAGAUCUACGGAACCGAAGAGCCUCCAGAGUAUCCUGUGGAGCUAAUUAACUCAGAAGUGCACAUGUGGUACUCAGACAACGAUGCUAUGGCCGCCGUGGAGGAUGUUGAAACAUUUUCCAGCCGAUUGCCUAAAAAGGUGAUGCACCACAUGCUGGACCCAAUGUGGACCCACGGGGACUACGCCCUUAACCGGGAGGUCAGAAAGUACGUCAACGAGCCGGUGAUUGCCAUCAUGGACGAGUACGAAGAAAAGUACGGUGGGGUGUGAUGGAUUGCUUUUCUAAUCUCAAGGAGAAUAAAUGCCUAUUAUAAUCGGAUUUAUUUUAAGUUCAGUGAUAAGCUUAUCAAAAAUAUUUUUAAG
This is a messenger RNA of Drosophila bipectinata, 1367 nucleotides long. Its product is annotated as lipase 3. Gene Ontology annotation, biological process: lipid metabolic process. The record is from RefSeq and is a predicted model, not a curated record. Gene Ontology annotation, molecular function: hydrolase activity, acting on ester bonds. Lineage: Eukaryota; Metazoa; Arthropoda; Insecta; Diptera; Drosophilidae.